AUGAUUCAGCAAGUACCCUGCAAGGUAUUCGUCGGCCGCUGUACUGAAGAUCUAACCGCUGACGAUCUGCGAGACUAUUUCUCCAAAUUCGGCGAGGUCACGGACGUGUUCAUCCCGAAACCCUUCCGUGCGUUCUCGUUUGUCACUUUCCUAGAUCCCGAGGUCGCUCAGUCGCUAUGCGGCGAGGACCACAUUAUCAAGGGCGUGUCGGUACACGUCUCGAACGCCGCGCCCAAGUCCGAGGGCAACAACAAAAACUUCAACAACCAAGUGAACUCGAACAUGCGGGGCGGUAGGGGUGCGCCGGGACCCGUCGACAAUAACGUGCAAGGCAAUUAUCAGGGUAAUCGUUACAUGGGCCACUCGGGCAACAACAUGGGUCCGAACGGAUGGAACAAUCCGGGGAACCGGGGCAACCUCGACAUGCCGAAUUUGCAGGCGCUAGGCAUCACCGGUCAGAACAACGGCGGCGGCGGCGGCGGCGGCAUGUCGAAUCCGCUGGCGAUGGGCGGCCUGAACCUGUCCGCCCUGCCGGUGAACCCUGCGCUGGUGGCCGCCGCCCUGAACCAGGCGUCCUGGGGCCUGAUCGGCAAUCUGCAGAACCAGGGAAACGACCAGGGCUAUUCGAAUCAGCCGGGCCCGCCGGGCCAGCCACCCUCCGGUAACAACAGCAUCGGCAACAGCGGCAACUCUGGCUUCCUCAGCUGGAUGAAUCAGGGCGGUGGUGACGGUAACACCGGCAAUCCGGGCACCGGCGGCCCCGGCCCGAACAACCCGAACGCGUCCCAGGGCGCCUGGCAAAAUCACCCGGGCCAGCGCGACCAAAAAUCGAAUACCUUUCUCAAGUACGAGUAA
This is a messenger RNA of Ooceraea biroi (clonal raider ant), 855 nucleotides long. Its product is annotated as TAR DNA-binding protein 43. NCBI's taxonomy places the organism in Eukaryota, Metazoa, Arthropoda, Insecta, Hymenoptera, Formicidae. Gene Ontology annotation, molecular function: RNA binding. The record is from RefSeq and is a predicted model, not a curated record. Gene Ontology annotation, biological process: regulation of gene expression. Gene Ontology annotation, cellular component: nucleoplasm; chromatin.